AUGUCCACAUCAAGUCCGUCCCGACCAUGGAAACGGGAGAUGGGCGGGGCAGAGCCGAAAGUGACCCCGCCCGAGAAUCCAAAGGGAGCAUUUUUUCCUUGUGAUGUCAAUGGUGUUAAGUCCGAAGCCUUAUUAGACACGGGUGCAGAAGCAACAAUUAUCAGUGACAGAAGCAACAAUUAUCAGUGAAGACCUAUACCAUCGCUCUAAGACACAUAUAAACAAACUUGAGUCCACACAGAAGCAUGUCCUAGGGGCCAAUAACAUGUCACUUAAUAUGCAUGGUUGGAGAAACAGAAGUAACAAUUCAGCUGGGCGCGAUCAGGGCUCAGCAUAAAGUGCUGGUGUGCUGAGACUUGGCACAGCAAGUGUUGAUUGGUAUAGAUUUUCUAACAAAUCACAAAUGUAUCAUUAACUUUGACACUAACACUGUCUACAGUAAGGGGGGACCCAACAAAAUGGCUUUUGGAUGCCUUGAUAGAGUUCACAGGAUCACUGUCGCGGAAACCGUCACAUUAUCUCCAAAUAUGGCCGCAGACCUUGUGAGGUCCAAGGGGUAG
Porites evermanni is the source of this 560-nucleotide messenger RNA. The record is from the annotation of a GenBank genome assembly. NCBI's taxonomy places the organism in Eukaryota, Metazoa, Cnidaria, Anthozoa, Scleractinia, Poritidae.